ACGAGGAAAAAAAGAAAAAGAAAAAAAGUUUGCUGACAUCAAAGAGGUGAAAAGGAGACACCCCGGGUUUAAUAGAGAGGGAUCAGUGAACAGGGCAUCAAUGACAAUAAAAGAGAGAGAGAGGGAGAGGGAGAGUGAAUGAGGAGGGCUGUCCUCUCUGAGUUUUGCAACUUGGCUCAGUCACAGACUGAGUGGACCCAGACCAGGAGCAGCUCAUAGGUCAGCAACACUCCACCGAAAGAACACUGUGUGCAGUGCCUCAAAAGAUGACCAACAGGUCUGCAUCUGCUCACAGUGAUGAGAAAGCCGCUGCAAACGGACACAAAGCUUCCCAAAAUGGGACUGAUCCAGUUUCAAAAGUGCAGGACGAGGACAACAGAAAAGUGGAACUGGGGAAGAAGGUGACGCUGCUCCGAGGGAUCUCCAUCAUCAUCGGGACCAUCAUCGGGGCCGGGAUCUUCAUCUCGCCAAAGGGAAUCCUGAGUCACUCGGGUAGCAUCGGGAUGUCCCUGAUAGUGUGGAUCGCCUGUGGCGUGCUGUCACUCUUCGGAGCCCUGUCCUACGCCGAGCUGGGGACUUGUAUUAAGAAGUCUGGUGGACAUUACACAUAUAUAAUGGAAGCGUUUGGACCCCAGAUGGCUUUUAUAAGACUAUGGGCUGAUCUCAUUGCUAUAAGGCCUGCAGCAAUGGCAGUCAUUUCUCUGGCCUUUGGUCAGUACAUCCUGGAGCCUUUGUUUAUGCCGUGCAACAUCCCCCCCAUGGCUGUCAAGCUGGCCACAGCCAUCGGCAUAACUUCUGUCAUGUACCUGAACAGUAUGAGUGUGACCUGGACAGCCAGGAUUCAGAUAUUCCUCACCUUCAGCAAGCUGCUGGCUAUCGGCAUUAUUAUCGUGCCUGGAAUGUACCAGCUCUUUAAAGGAGAGACCAGAAACUUUGAGAAUGCCUUUGAGCUGAGCAAUGUGAAGCUGUCUGGCAUGCCGCUGGCUUUCUACUCUGGGAUGUAUGCAUACGCUGGGUGGUUCUACUUGAAUUUUGUGACGGAGGAGAUCGACAACCCUGAGAAGACUGUGCCAUUAGCCAUCUGUAUCUCCAUGGCCAUCGUGACUUCCUGCUACGUGCUGACCAACGUGGCCUACUACACGGUGAUGUCGGCAGAGGAGCUGCUGGCCUCGCAGGCUGUUGCCGUGACGUUUGCAGAGAAACUCCUGGGGAACUUCUCGAUAGCAGUGCCGGUGUUCGUCGCCCUGUCCUGCUACGGCUCCAUGAACGGCUCCAUCUUCGCCUUGUCGAGAAUGUUUUAUGUGGCGUCACGUGAAGGACAGCUUCCCGAGGUUUUGUCCAUGAUCCACAUCCGCAGACACACUCCGCUGGCUGCUGUCCUCAUACUGUACCCGAUGACCAUGCUGCAGCUGUUUGUGGGCGACAUCUACAGCCUGCUGAAUUUCAUGAGCUUCCUGCGGUGGCUGUUCAUUGGUGUGGUGGUGCUGGGUUUAAUCUACCUCCGCUAUACGAAGCCCGACCUCCCCCGACCCUUUAAGGUCCCACUGUUCAUCCCAGUGGUGUUCUGCCUCACGUGCUUCUUCAUGGUCUUCAUGUCUCUGUACUCCGACCCGGUCAACACAGGAAUCGGAUUUGUUAUUUCUCUCACCGGCAUCCCGGCAUAUUACAUGUUCAUUUACUUCAAUCACAGACCAAAGUGGCUUCAACAGGCUUUAGACUCCUUCAACAGAACCUUGCAGAUCAUCCUGGAGGUCGUCCCUGCUGACUAACAGCAGCACACCAACGCUGCAGCGCCGCUCUGUUGCCUUCGAAUCAAAGCCAUACCACACACUGCGGUUAGCUCAGAAAAUAAACUGAUGCUAUGAAAGACUUCCUAUAGAUUCAGAUGUGCGUGUUGUGUGUGUGCUGAAUGUGAUUUUGUACAAUGUGUUUCACUAAAAAGUCCUAAAAAUCG
Messenger RNA from Stegastes partitus (bicolor damselfish), 1954 nucleotides. It is a transcript of the gene slc7a11, whose product is annotated as solute carrier family 7 member 11. Gene Ontology annotation, biological process: amino acid transmembrane transport. The record is from RefSeq and is a predicted model, not a curated record. Bases 267 to 1769 code for a protein of 500 amino acids. Gene Ontology annotation, cellular component: membrane. Gene Ontology annotation, molecular function: L-amino acid transmembrane transporter activity. NCBI's taxonomy places the organism in Eukaryota, Metazoa, Chordata, Actinopteri, Pomacentridae. The transcript is spliced from 12 exons.